This is a messenger RNA of Jatropha curcas, 974 nucleotides long. RefSeq names its product Adenine nucleotide alpha hydrolases-like superfamily protein. Lineage: Eukaryota; Viridiplantae; Streptophyta; Magnoliopsida; Malpighiales; Euphorbiaceae. The record is from RefSeq and is a predicted model, not a curated record.
UUCUCUUUUUGUCUACAGUUCCGUUCUCUAAUAUGCUAAUCUCGAAACGAAUACUCCAAAGUCAACAUCACCUGACUCAAGAUCGACAAUCAAUCAAUCAUGACGACGGAAAAGCUUGGCUGCGUGAUCGUGGCCGUCGACGGCAGCGAGGAGAGCAUGUACGCCUUGAGAUGGGCGCUCGACAACCUCAAGCUUCGAUCUUCUGCGCCCGACUCCACUGAAACCGCUGGCUACUUCCUGAUACUCCAUGUCCAAUCUCCACCGUCAAUUGCUGCUGGUCUCAAUCCCGGCGCUAUUCCGUUCGGUGGACCCACUGAUUUGGAGGUGCCUGCCUUUACGGCGGCGAUUGAGGCGCAUCAGAAGCGGAUCACCGAAGCUGUUUUAGAGCAUGCUUUGCAGAUUUGCAGCGAAAAAAACGCGAAUGUUAAAACGCAAGUGGUUGUUGGGGAUCCAAAGGAGAAGAUUUGCGAAGCUGUUGAGAAUUCAGGUGCUGAUUUGCUUGUGAUGGGGUGUCGUUCUUAUGGCCCUAUUAAAAGGAUGUUCUUGGGAAGUGUAAGCAACUAUUGCACCAACCAUGCACAAUGUCCAGUCGUUAUAGUCAAGGGCAAAGACACUUCAGUGUAAGAUUCAUAACCUAAAAGAGUAGUUAUGAAGUGCUUUGCCCAUCCUUGACAAAUGCGGUCUUCUAGUUGAAUAUGGAGAUAUUGGAGAUGCAGUUUAUGUUACUUGCGUCCAGCUCUGCCUAGCCAUCCCUCUUAUGUAUUUUGUGAGUGAAUCUGGGGGGAAAACUUAUGUGUGAAAAUUAUCCCUGUUUGUGCUGUUGCUCAUGUGUGUAUGUGUAUAUAUAAAUUUGUUGUAUUUGUUUGUGUAUUCAUUUAUUAAAUCUGGUGGGAUUUUUUUUUAUUGGAUUUUAGUUUUGAUGCUUUUUGACUUAUAGUUUGGUGAGAUAUAACAAAACAAACAUUUUAAGACUC